Molecule: messenger RNA, 4398 nt
Organism: Clonostachys byssicola
Lineage: Eukaryota; Fungi; Ascomycota; Sordariomycetes; Hypocreales; Bionectriaceae
Source: the annotation of a GenBank genome assembly
AUGGCUAAAGAUUCCAACAACGAUGACUCGUCGAAGAGAACUCUCUUCAACGACAAUUGGAACGGCUCGACCCAGGAAUCCGAUAAUUGCUCAUCAAAUUCAGAACCUCCUGGGCUUGAGGAGGAUGCUUUAUCAGAGGACACAACGGUCGCCGAUAGUCUAAGGACACCCCCAGAGUUUGAGGACUCAAAAGAUAUCACCGUCACAAUGUCCGAGAAUGCAAAACCAGGAGACACUACAGAAAGCCCAGGAGGGUUGAAGUGUAGCAACCAAGAGACAACCCUAGAGGAGAAGUUGGCGAUAAGUCCUGAUCAUUCAUUGGAAAUCGAUAAAAUGUCACCAGAAGCACCAGAAGCACCAGAAGCAACACGGACAGAUACUCAGAAUGGCCAUUCUCUUGACACUCCCAUCGUGAAUUCGAAGAAACUGCCAAGACGUCGCCGUCGACGUAUGAGGGCGUCUCAUCGCACAUGGGACGAGGAAUUGAUGCCGUAUGGGAACAUGAGAGGCGUUUUGAAUGAUGAUGACGAUGAAACAGUCCGCAGCGACUGUAGCGACAAUGCUGAGCCAAACAACGACCAGGUUGCCGUAACUGAGGACUGGUCAGAGUCAUUGUUUGAUGAUGAAGAUCUGGACUUAAUGCUAGAUGACUCACCUAACCGGAUUGAAUGGUUGCGACAAAAGCGAGAGAAAAAUGAGAAGAACGAGCAUCUUGACCGGCUAAUGUCGAUGGUUGGUCUCGAGCAAAUCAAAGCGCAUUUCCUUGCUGUAAAGGACAAAGUGGAUGCUGCCAAACGCUGGAAGGAAGAUGUGAAGAGCAUAAACCUAGACUUGAUCUUACACGGAAAUGAUGGGACUGGCAAGAGAAGGAUAGCCUGGCUCUACGCCGAGUUCCUCUAUAGCAUUGGCGCCGUCCCGCGACGUAGCUUUGAACGAAUGUCGGGAUACAGCAUAGAGAAUGAGACGAGUGAAGCGACGGUGACAUUCUUCGAUGAGGCGGAUCGAAUCGAUCAAAUAUCUGAUAUCACGAACAUCCUCGAGGCUCUCAAAAAGAGGCCCGAUCCUACCGUUCUCAUCCUGUCGUACAGGGCACUAAAGAAAGAACCAAUAGACGCUAUCAACCACCCUGAGGAAUCGCGGGAUCGUUUUCCUGAGCCCGUUGUUCUCAAAAACUACGAAGAGGCUGAGAUAGCGGCGCUCCUCAAACGGUUGGUUAAGAAGAGGCCAGAAUUUGAGGACGUUCAUAAUCGAGAACUUAUCCUACGCUUACUGGCUCAAAAACUUGCACGACAAUGCAACAAUUUCCCUGAAAGCUUCGCCAAUGUCCACACUUUGCAAACAGAAUUGGACGAAUUAGACAUUCGACGGAAGAAGCGCCAUGAAAAGGAGCUGUUGGAGUGGAUGAAGAACAACUCCCCUGUCGAGGACGUACCGCUUGACGAACAAAAGCCAAAGCAAGUCGGGUUCGAGGUUGAGGAUGUGCUAGGUCCCACGCCCUCUGAUCUGAGGGACAACAGCGCAGCCUGGAAAGAGUUGCAAAGUAUGGUUGGUCUGCAGGGUGUUAAGGAAGAGGUCGAUCAUAUUUUCAAUUUGGCCAGCCUUAAUCGCCAACGGGAAAUCGAAGGAAAAAAGAAUUUGCCAAUUAUGCUGAAUCGCUGUUUCUUGGGAGAGCCGGGGGUUGGGAAAACAACCGUUGCGAAGAUAUACGGAAAGAUCCUCACAGAUUUGGGCCUGCUUUCGAAAGGCGAAGUUAUCGAGAAAACACCAAACGACUUGAUCGGGCCCUAUAUCGGUCACUCGGAGAGGAAUACGCGAGAAGUCCUCGACCAGGCCAUGGGUAACCUACUCAUCAUUGACGAUGCGCACAUGCUAUACCAAGGUUCUCGUCAGGGGACAAACAACUCCGACUCUUUUCGAACGGGCGUCAUUGAUACACUUGUGGCCAAUAUCUCGGGAAGCCCAAGUGAAGACAGGUGUGUGCUUCUAUGCGGCUACCCUGAUAAGAUGAGGGCGAUGUUCCUGAACAGCAACCCCGGGCUACAACGUCGUUUUCCCUUGGAGAGUGCCAUCGUCUUCGACAACUACAGCGAGAGUGAGCUCUGCCAAAUCCUCGAGCAGAAAAUGGCGAGCGACGGUGUGAGCAUCUCGGAAGGCGGCCGUAAAACUGCCCUAGACGUUCUCAGGAAGAUGCGCACGAGGCCUCGCUUUGGAAACGCUGGUGAAGUGGAGAGCCUGCUGUCUCGGGCGAGUCUGAGGCAGGUAGGGAGAUUGCGAGCUGCAAACGUGUAUCCUGUCGACAUGAGUGACCACCCUCUAGAGGCGGUGGACUUUGAUCCGGAUUUUGAUAGAGCCUCUCGUGCGGACCAGGCGCGAGAUGGUCUGUUUAAGGACUUUGUGGGCUUUGAGAAGAUUACCGAACGAUUCAGAAGGUAUCAGAAGAUGGCAGACGGAAUGCGGAGAUAUAAUAUAGAUCCCCGACCUCAUAUCCCUUGGGCAUUUGUGUUCAAAGGGCCGCCUGGGACGGGGAAAACAUCAACGGCGAGGAAAGUAGGCAAACUGUUCUACGACAUGGGCUUGAUUUCAUCAGGUGAGGUCAUUACCUGCUCUGUCACAGACAUUGUCGGCGAGUAUCUCGGGCAAACCGGGCCCAAAGUCAUCAGCCACUUUGAGAUGGGGCUCGGCAAAGUCCUGUUCAUUGAUGAAGCCUAUCGGUUGACUGGGGAUAAGUUCCACAAAGAAGCUGUCAACGAAAUCGUCGAUGCCAUGACCAAGCCGCGCUACGUUGGAAACAUGGUUGUCAUCCUGGCUGGGUAUGGAGAUGAGAUGGAGAAACUGAUGCAAACGAAUCCGGGACUGAGGAGUCGGUUCCCUACUCACAUCACGUUCCCGAACCUGACACCAGCACACUGUCUGCAACUCCUCCGGCAAACUCUUGCCAGGCUACAAAUCAUGAUUCCACGCGAUCUAGACGAACCUGGAAGCGGAACUGGUAAAGCUCUUGACGAGCUUUUCAACCAGCUGGCCCGUACCAAGGGGUGGGCUAAUGGCCGCGAUGUUGAAACUAUCGCGAAGAGCAUAAUUGGAGACGUGUUCGUGAGAGCGGGCGAAGAGAUAGACGAUUCACCAUUGGGUAGCCUCCAUCACCGCAUCUCACCUCAGAGCCGAGACUCAGCUCUUCCCGACCAUCAGGCAAUCGCCUUCCAGUCUGUGUUUUCCGAGAUAGCGAUUACUCUGAGGACAGAGGGCAUCAAAAUGCAAAGAGACAAAGAAGCCAGCAUGAGCCACUCCAGUGUAUCCAUCCGUCGCAAGUCGUGCACCCCCUGCUUCAAGGGGCGCCGCAAAUGUGAUCUCUCAUACCCAGUCUGCAAAAGAUGCGAAAAGAAUAACAAAGCCUGCCAUUACGUCUAUCCACCGAACCAACGAGCGGCGACCAAUGUGGAGCUCUCCAAGUCCAAGGGACACUCAUCCCUCGCAGAGAAGCCUUCGCCCGGCAGUUCGCCAGAUGAGCUUGUCCCCAUUCCGGACCGCAGCCAAUCCCGCACGCAACACCAGCUCAACUGGGAUGGCUCUUUGAUAAAGAUACGCUUUCCAGAACCCCUCGGCGUGCCGUCCAUCAUUGGUCAUCUGGGCGAACUGGAGCCCGUCAUCGGCCUGGGCAACGAUGCAUGGAUCUUCGAGGAGAUGAAGGCGUGUCCGACCACUUAUGCCCAGGACACGGAGACCUUCUUCAUCCACAAAGAUCUGAACCAAGAUUCUCUAGCCCCUGGUCCGCUACGGGCCGCCUGGGGAAUCUGCGCAGGAUGCAUAACCCUCAACAGCCGCAACAGGAAAUUCCUCUUCCAGGCCGUGGAUGCCGAGCUGGCAAAACUACUCGUGCCAACCCCCCAGGGCACGUUGUUUGAGGAUCUCGUGACACUACAAGCAAGUGUCCUAUACCAGAUGAUCAGACUUAUCUACGGUGGCAUCGAACAGCGCAAGGCGGCCGAACAGCAGGAAUAUGUGAUGAGGUCACUUGGCCUCAAGCUCCUUCAGAGACUGGAUUCCGGAGACGAAAUGGCGCAGAACACCUGGGAAACCUGGCUUCUGAGAGAAAGCGUCCGGCGCACUGUUGUUGCCACCUUCAAGCUAUAUACGCUCUACUGGUCAUUCAAACUGGGCACGUGCACUGAGGUGAAUGCGAUAGCCCAGUUGCCCAUUUCCACCAAGACGGGAGUUUGGAGCUCCCCGCAAAACUUCCCCCAAUACCCAAGCAAAGAUGAGACAAUCCCUUACAGGGACUUCAUAUUGUUCAAGUCCGUCGCUCCUCGCGGCUCAUUAGAGACGUUUGAAAAGAUGGUGGUGGUAAGCUGUAGGGGGGUGGCCGAGGAAGAUUACUUUGCGAUCAGAGACACGUUGUAA